AGCAGCGGCAUCAGGGCAGGGACUCACUCCAGCCCUUGGACUUAAGACAUCUUACCAUCUUACGUUGCGUGCGUGACUCAUUCGCACUCAUUUCUGUUUAUGCCUGGGGUGGGGAGAAAAAUCCCAAACCAGUUCUCUCCCCAGAGCUACCAACACCAGACUCUUCUCAUGUGACUCUGGUCUCAUCUGCCCUCCCUCUGCUGGAGCCCAGGCUGUGUAAAUGAGUAUGGAAGAUUAUGAUUUCCUGUUUAAAAUUGUUUUAAUUGGCAACGCUGGUGUGGGGAAGACGUGCCUAGUUCGACGGUUCACUCAGGGUCUUUUCCCCCCAGGUCAAGGAGCCACAAUUGGAGUUGACUUUAUGAUUAAGACAGUGGAGAUUAAUGGUGAAAAAGUAAAGCUUCAGAUCUGGGACACCGCAGGUCAAGAGAGGUUUCGGUCCAUCACUCAGAGCUAUUACCGAAGCGCCAAUGCCUUGAUCCUCACCUAUGACAUCACCUGUGAGGAAUCCUUCCGCUGCCUUCCCGAGUGGCUGCGGGAAAUAGAACAAUAUGCCAGCAACAAGGUCAUCACUGUGCUAGUUGGCAACAAGAUUGAUUUGGCUGAAAGGAGAGAGGUCUCCCAGCAGAGAGCUGAAGAAUUCUCAGAAGCCCAGGACAUGUAUUAUCUGGAGACCUCAGCCAAGGAAUCUGAUAAUGUGGAGAAACUCUUCCUUGACUUAGCAUGCCGUCUCAUCAGUGAAGCCAGGCAGAACACCCUUGUGAACAAUGUAUCUUCUCCUUUACCUGGAGAAGGGAAAAGCAUCAGUUAUUUGACUUGUUGUAACUUCAACUAAAGGCUGAGGCACGGAGAAGCAAAAGGAAUCAGCAGCUGCCCCAAUGGGCCACAGAUUGCUGGGGAGACCUGGAGGUGACAGUGGCUCCUGUUCUCGGACCUUCUGACUCCUGAGUUUACAAAGCAUGGCAGGCCAAGGGCCUGGGCCACAGGCCGGCAUUAGCAGAACAUAUAAUGGUUUCAUCCUUUUGCAGUCUGGAGGCAGAGCAAGGAAAAGAUUGCACUGGGCACUCCAUGACCUGCAGAGCAUGUUGCUUUUGUUUUUUUAAAAAGCAAGCAAAAGCGCAUUCCUGAACACAGUCCGGAGAAACCCCUCCUGCCCGUCAGUGGGUGCAUGUGGGGGCUGUUCUUUUUAGGGCUUUUGGGGGCCUUGGUUUUCUUAUCCACCAGAUAACCAAAACUGGGAAGGCCAAGUACUGUCUCCGUGGUGCGUGUUAAUGACCCCAUGGAGAUUUUGAAAAGUGUUAUUUCUCUUGUCCACAGGCACUUUCAAGACCUUUGGGAUGUAAAAAAAUGAAAUGAAACCUUUACCCAUGACCAACAGUUAACCAUUAUUGUUUUAAUAAUAUAUACAAGCUCCACAACUCCUUUUGGUGCUAAUGAUUCUGCUAUUUCACAGACCAAAUGUCUUAGUACAUUUAUGUCCUUAAAUGUAUUUCAUAGAAAUAAAAAAAAUAAGGGAAGUCCAUGAAUCAGCACUCUUUUUCAAAGUCUCAUCAUACCUUUUCUAGGGUGGAUUUACUGGAAAAGAGAAUACUUCCUUUUACGUUCCCCUCUAAAUCUUAACCAUUGUUUCAUCUUUCCUGUCCUUUAAGUAAGUGAAAAAAAAAAUGAAAAAAUAGUGGUAGAUAAUAUUCUAAUAUAAAAGAUUAGCUCUAAGACAUUACAAGUGGGUUUGAGAAAACAGAUCGGAUCUGACCAAAAUACUGUGGAUGCCUGGACUGCAGUGGAGAGUUUCAAGCAGAGCACAGCCCUGGGCGCAGCCGUGUCUGCUCUCCGGCACUAUUGAUCUUGGACAGACCAAGGCCUAGGAUUUUGUAGGUUUUUAGUAUAAGUGAAAAUAGCAACAGAUGCAAAUUCUCACAAACCAUUUUUGUAUCUUCAAUGAUAACCUUAGAAAAUAUCUGCUCGUGGAGGCAGGUUCAAUCGUCAUUUGUCACCUCUUUUGUGUUGUAGUGUUACCUUCGGACAUGCAUUCUUUCCUGUUUCUUUUUUCCUCUCUUUCUUUCCUGGCCUCUCCCUUCUUUUCUGCUUCCCUCCCUCCCUCUUCCUGACUGCCCCCUUUCCUUAUAUGCAUGUGUUACUGCACACCUCCAGUUCAGAUGGAGGUGUAUAUGCCUUUACUUAGCCAAUUUUAAACCAGGACUCAAAAAUGGAAGACAUGCUGCUGAAUAUGUGUUAUUUCUUCAGUGCCAUAAUUUGAUACCAUCCAAUUUGUUUACUGAUAUUAAUGCAAAUUGGAAAAAUAAACCUGAAUGUGGUCAAUGCUCUCAGAUGUUUAUGUAGCUUGCUGCUUAGCAUAAUUGAGGGAUGAGUAAUGGAAUAAGGAUAUAAUAUGUAAUCCCGCUGUUUCUGUGGAUGGAGGCAAUCUCGGUCCUGAUAUGUUGAUGUUUGAAAGCUAAUUUUAAAGCAGUGAGUCCUGUAGAGAUAAGGUAUUGAUAAAGCAUUUCUAGCAUUCUCUAGCAGGUUUCAGGGUGAGCCAUCCUUGCACAUGGGGACUAUACAUUAUUCUUUAAGGGACUGAUGCUUUUGGCUGGCCCCACUGUUUGUCCUGAUCAUAUGAGUAAGAGAGAGCCCAGAAGUUGGAGUUGUUUUUUAUUUUAGAACCUCUCUCUACAGAAAAGAAAAAUCAUUUUAAUAAACACUAAGCAAAAGAAUUUACAACUGUUGCCUUUUUUUCCCUCAUCUUUCCCACUAAGACAGCAACUACAGGUAUUCAGGUUACACAGGAAAACAAGUGGACCAAGUCGGGCAGAAGAACUCUUUUUAAACUGUGAGGAAAUGUGCCUAAGUUUAGAUUUAUUAUCUUUUAAUUAGGGCAAAAAUCCAAUUACCCUCGUACAUCAUGACCCAACUUUGUCUGACAGCAGCAAGUGUGUUGAAAAUCAAGUUGCUCUGUGAACUUGAAAAUAGGACUUUUGUUAGAUUGGACAAAUGUAUGUAAAAUAACAGCUUUUAGAGUCACUCUUGCAUUCUGAAAUUCUUAUUCCCUAAGGCUCACCCUCCUCUAUCUGUCACUGGCUGCACUUAUGAGGGGAUCAGAAAGCUUUGCCCCUGGCCCCUUCCCUGGUACUCCGUCCAGCCUUUCUGUAACUUAGUCACCCACCGCGGCCCCUCGGCAGGACACAGGAGAAUGUGGGCCUCCCCCCCACCCCUUAGUUGUGUGAAUUCCAGAUUAGGCUUUAUGGACAUUUGGUCACUGAUGUAGCUCCAGUUUGAAAACAAUCCCUGACAAUAUUGUAGGGGCUUAAUAAGUAUAGUCAAAUAAAUAAAUUAGUGCCAAGAGGAAUGGUUAAAUAGAAAUUGCUCAAAAAAACUCAGGCCAGGACCUAAACUUAUUUCUUUGGCUACUAGUUCUUGUCAUGGUAAUAUUUGCUAAGAUGAGUCUUCUUAAAUAAAAAUGAAUUCUCAUUUAAUGGUGAAUGAAAAAGGAAGUAGCUUUCUCAUAAUUCAGUUUGGCUUAACCUGGGUCAUAAGACUGUCAGACUCCAUGUCUACUUGCAUUUUUGGUGUGAUCUUUCUUCUUUUAUUAAAGUUACUAAAUAUAUGACAAUGUAUCAUAUUCAUGUCAUGAAUCUGGUUUGGGAAAAUCUGUGAAAUCAUAUACCUUGGUGAUAUUAAUGAUUUAUUAUGGCUUUGUGUAGACUGUAUCCUGAAAGGAUUUUGUGCUUUCUCCUUUACCUGUGCAAGGCUUUUUAUUUCUUUAUAUGCCUUUAUUAGACAUAUUGAAUUAUGUUAACAUUUAAUUUUGAUUAUACAGGGCCAAUUAUCCUUUCUGUGGAUUACUUAAAUUAGCCUAUUAGCUUUUCCUGGACUUUCUUUUUCCCUUUUAGUCAUUUUAAGUUCUGUCUCAUUCCUGAGUAAAGUAGCAAGAAAACUAAAA
Messenger RNA from Phyllostomus hastatus (greater spear-nosed bat), 3934 nucleotides. RefSeq names its product RAB30, member RAS oncogene family (gene RAB30). NCBI's taxonomy places the organism in Eukaryota, Metazoa, Chordata, Mammalia, Chiroptera, Phyllostomidae. Bases 221 to 832 code for a protein of 203 amino acids. The record is from RefSeq and is a predicted model, not a curated record. Gene Ontology annotation, molecular function: GTP binding; GTPase activity. Gene Ontology annotation, biological process: Rab protein signal transduction. Gene Ontology annotation, cellular component: trans-Golgi network. The transcript is spliced from 6 exons.